AUGACUAUUCCGGCUAAACGAGUUCCCAAAGUUAAAUUUAGUGAAGAGUUGAAAAAAGAAAUUAGUAAAAAUGGUAAAGAAAUCAACUUCACGAUAGAAGAGGGCAAAAACGGAGCUAAUUUAUUAGUAGAUUUUGUGAUUGAGGAGCAAUUAGCCGAAAUAAGGAAACAAGCCAUCAAGGAAGCUGGAAAAUUAAAAAAAGCCAAUCAAAACAAAGAAACUAAUGCCGUGGAAGUAAUUUGUACGGAAAUUUAUCACUUUUAUCAAGGAAAAGUUUUUGCAGAAAAAGAAACUAAAACAACUUCUUAUUAUCUUGAAUUUGGUGGUUUUCAGUUAAAUAGUCGUUUUCUCUAUCAACUGGCUAAACUAGAAAGUUUGGAUAAUAAUUACCACAGUGAAUAUAGUUUAAAUCGCUUAAUUCACACUCUUGCUCACGAAAUAGCCCAUUGCUUAUUAGGUGAUUAUAGUUUAGAUCUAUUUCAAUUACAUGGAGAUUUCCACGAUGGACUUACCACUUUAUUAGAAAAUUAUUUAUGGACUACUCUUGAAAUCCAAGAACUGGAUAAAUUGCAAAAAGAUGCUCGUGAUCUAGCCGUGGUCGAUCUCAUUAAUUCCUUAAAAAAACUAAAGUCUGGUGAAAGCCUAAGAUUUGGUAAUUUAGGAACCUUUGAGAAAACUCAACAUAAAGUAAGAAAUAGUUUGCCCGGUAAAAAUCAUGAAAAUUCCUUUAAUAAUCAAAAUCCUAAUUCCCAAAAUAAUUCCCAAACCCUUAAUAAUUCCUCUCCUGAGCAAGAACCAAGUUUAACUGCGAUUUUAGCUAACGCUUUAACUCCUUUAAUUCCGAUGUUUGUUUCCAAAAUAACUGGACAAAAAUUUUCUGUGCCAACCGCAAAUGUUGUUCCUAAUGAUCAAGGGGUGAUUCAGCAAAUAACUCCGGUUUUACAGAAUAUGAUUAAUACUCAAAAUCUGCUCUUACAAGAGAUAAUAGUGUUAAAGAAAAAUGAUCAAAGUUUGCUGAAUAGCUUCCAAGGUUUGAAACUAACUCACGAAAAGAAACAAAUCGAUUGUGGUUUAGUUUACCGAGUAGAUUUGGAUUUAUCAUGUUUCCUCCCUAAAUUACAAGAACUUUUUGAAGUAGAUUUAAAAUCAGUAGUUAUUCCUUUACUGGUUAAACUCACUAGAUCGAUGAUCAACAAGUUAGAAAAAGCCCAAGAGUUGAGUUGUUUAACUAAGGAAGGUGAAGAAGAUCUAAAAAAUCUCCAAGAACAGGAAACCACUGGCAAAUUAGCUGGAGCUGCCAUUGGUCUUGCCGUUGGAAUAUUUAUUGAACGAAGUGGAAUUAUCCAAAAUGUAUUUGCCCAAGAAAAGAUUUAUAAUUUAUUAACUCGAAGUUUGCCCUUGCCUGGUUUAAAACUGAUUACUCAUGGUUAUGAUUAUUCUGCUGAACACCAAAAACUAACUGGAUUAUUUCUCCAUAAAGAUGUGGACUAUCGCACUAUCUUAGUUGAACUGGAACAGAAAUACUAUGAAGAAGAAUUACCCAGCAAAAUGUAUUUAGCCGAAGAAGUGAAAAAUACUUCCGGAUAUUAUCUCUGCAUGGGAGAUAAUUGUCAUGGUAAGAAUAUUACUAAAAUAGCCCAUGACUGUAAAAGUAAUGCUCCGAGUUUAAACGCUAAGAGAGUGAAAAAGAUUAAAGAACUGGCUAAAGCCGCUAAAGUAAUUGCCAUUGUUCGUAAUUACUAUGUAAAAAUGAAAGGCUUAACCGUGGAACUUAAAAAGAAAAACGGUCAUGAACAAGAACAGAUUAACCAAUUAAAGCAAGAACCGAUUGAACGCAAAACUUUGGAGUUAGAAAAUUUUAUUACGCAACAAGUAAAUAAAGUUCAAGAAAAAACUCAAAAAUAUAAUCCAGUUUACCAAUACAAUAAGCAACCCACUUUUAAUCGAGUGGCUUUAAUGGUGAUAAUUAUUUACCUUUAUUAUCAGCAAUAUCAAGAAAAUAAUCAAUCACCCCUGAUUAUCGAAAGUCCUAAUACUCAAAAAUUACGAACCGAACUAAAUUAUUACCAAACUCUGUAUGAAAAGAGAGUAAAAAAGGAUUCAGAAACGGAAGUUUUACAUCAGCAAGUUCAAGAACAUGCAAAAUUAUUAGAACAGAAAAUCGAAGAUUUAGGAAAGCAAUUAAUUAAUUUAGCUCGCCAAAAAAUUAAAGGAAAAAAAGAAGCUGAGGAAUUAUUAAAGAAUUUAGAAAAAAAGAUUAAAACUACUCUCCAAUCGGAAAAAAAUUUACUUAUGAAGGAAAAAGAGGAAAUUAUUAAGGAAUUGCAAGAGAAGGUUAAAGAGUUAACCACUAAACAAGAAGAGUUAAUUAAGGAGAAUGAAAGGUUAAAAGAGGAAGUAAAUAAGUCUAAAUUGGAAAAAGAAGUAGUAGUAGAAACCGAGAAAAAAGAGGAAGUAGAAUUAAAAAUGGAACCGGAAACUAUUAAGUUUUUAGAUGAGAAUUAUCCGAAAGAGGAGAGGGGAAAUAUUAUUGGAUUACAAUUAGGAUUAAAGAAACUAAAAGGACAUUUAGAUUUAAGAGAUGAAGAAGACUUAAAGGCUGGUAAACUUAAACUCUAUGAGGAUAAAAUGAAUGAAUUGGCUGAGGGUGAGAUUAGUAUUCAGCAAUUAAUUUCUACUCGGGAUUUUCUUCAUGAAGCUCUUCAUGAAGCAGAAAGUAAACUAGAAAUUGCCGGCACUAUCCAAGCUUUUGAAGGAGUUGAUGUGUUUAGCCCCAAAGAAACUUUCCGGUUAGCAGCCCGUGAAGGAUUAAUCUCUAAUCUGAAAGCCAAAGAUUACUUUUCUGGUGGGAACUUUGACUUUGAUGGAUUAUCUUCUGACAUUGGAGAUUUAAAAAAUGGUUUAGCAGGGGCAAAAGCCCAAAUUGAAAAUCAAAGCAAGGAAUUACGGGGAGCCAUGGGCGACAUGAAAUCUCAGUUGCAAGAUCAAAUUAAGCAACAAGGUGCUAAAUUUGAUGAAGAAAUCAAAAAUCUAGAUGCUAAAAUCGCCCAAGCAAACGAAGAGAACAGAAAGAAUUUAGUAGAACAAAAAAAAGAACUCCAAAAGCAAAUGGAGGAACAAAAAAGGCAACUGGAAAAUGCUAUUCAAAGUUUAGCCGAUGCUCAAAAUAAGAUUAACCAAAAAGUUCAAGAACAAAUUCAAGAACUUAACGAACGAGUAGAAAGGUUAGAACAAAAGACUCUUGAUAAUAAACGAAAAAUAGAAGAAGAGCGUUUACAAAGAGAAGAAGAAAUUCGGGAAACUCAUGACCGCAUAAAACUUACUACUACUAACUUAGAAAAUUUAC
This is a messenger RNA of Ambispora leptoticha, 3346 nucleotides long. The record is from the annotation of a GenBank genome assembly. Lineage: Eukaryota; Fungi; Glomeromycota; Glomeromycetes; Archaeosporales; Ambisporaceae.